CCUGAGGCGCAUCGCGGUCGCCAUGGCGCUGUGCGGCCGCUCCGCGCUCCUCCCGCCGCCCCCGCGCCACCGCGCCCGGCCCCGCAACCCCGCCGCCUCCGUCAGCUGCAGCCGCCUCCGAAACAUUCAGAGUAUCCUGACACAGAGCAGCAAAUCCCAGCCUGAUGGAAUCCUCUGCAUUUUAGGGAUAGACAGUCGAUACAAUGAAGGCUGCAGGGAGCUGGCAAACUACCUUCUCUUUGGCUUAUACAACCAGAACAACAAUGACUUUGAGAGGACAGGCUUUCCUGAGGAGGUGCUUGAUGAUAUAAUCAUAUUAAUCAAACCUGACAGUGUUCAUCUGUACUGCAACCCUGUGAAUUAUAACCAGCUCCUGCCCUAUGUGGCUCACUGGAGGAACCUGCAUUUUCACUGUCUCACUGAAAAUGAGUAUGAAGACGAAGAAGCCGCAGAGGAAUUCAAGAUCUCCAGCUUUGUGGACAUGGUCCGGGACUGCAGCCGGAUCGGGAUUCCCUACAGCUGCCAGGGUCACCUGCAGAUAUUUGACAUGUUCAUCGUGGAGAAGUGGCCGAUCGUUCAGGCCUUUGCUCUGGAGGGGAUCGGGGGCGACGGCUUCUUCACCAUGAAAUACGAGUUGAUGGAUGUCAGCGUUGAUUUGUGGAAGACCUACAGCAAAAUGGAUCCUGUCUCCUUGGAGGAUUUGCUCUUUGAGGAUUUAAUGAUUUUUGAACGCCAGUGGACCAACUUUUUUGCAAAUUUUGACACCGAAAUUCCCUUCAUUCUGGAACUCUCGGAAUCUCAGGCAGGGGAGCCCUUCAGAAGUUAUUUCAGCCAUGGCAUGAUCUCAAGCCACAUAACAGAUAACAGCCCCAGCCGGCAGCCCUUUGUCCUGUUUGGCAGCCACUCCACCAAGGAAAACUUGAACUCUGGUAACUUUAAUUUUCCAUCAGAAGGACACCUUGUUCGAAACACUGGCCUUGGUGGGAGCACUGCCAAGCACAUGGUAGUGCAGUGUGUGUCUCCCAAGGGACCUCUGGCUUGUUCAAGGACCUAUUUUUUUGGGACCAGUCACGUUCCUUUCCUGGGAAACGACAACGAGGUGCACAAGGAAGCUGAUCAAGUUGCUCUGUUGUCGCAAAUCUAUUCUGCUGUUGUAGAGGCUGUGCUUGCUGGCAUUGAGUGCUAUGCUAAAACUUCCACUGAAUCCAAGGCAAAGGAGGUGGCAGAGCAGGUGCUCAUGGCUGUGUUAGACACCCUUUGCUUGACACAGCUCAAAUCUGCUUUACGCUCCAAAAUUGCUUUUCAAAUUCAGGCUGUGAACAAUCAUGGAAGAAUUACCCCCUUAGAUAACGAGGACAGCCUGAGUUUGAUCAAAACGGCGUCCAUGAUGGUGUUUGACAUUCCCGACUUGCUCACGGGAAGAGGAUGUUUGGGAUCUGUUGUGUUUUCAGAGUCCUUUCUGACAUCACAGAUACAAGUCAAAGAAAAAGAUGGCAGCAUUACUCCAGAAACCAGCCACCUUGUCCUGACUGCAGGAAUCCCGAGGUUCACAUCCUGGCUGGUUGAAGACAGUGAUGUGAAACUCUCUGAAAAGGCACAGCAGGCGUUGAAGGAGGAUAAAUCUUUCCUGGGCACUUUACUCACUGGAGGGGAUGGAGUGUAUCUUUGUUCCAGCAAUCCACAGGCCAUGCCUGCAGAAGGUAAACUGCACUUCUUUUCUGAUGGCAUCCUCUUUGCUCAUCCCCACCACGGCAGCAUUUCCAUCUCCAAGAAGCACAUGAGUUCCAUCUCCCUCUAUGAUGGGGAUUCGAACAGUGUUGUUGCUGCUCUCUUCAUAGACUUCAAAAGUUCCCUGCUUCCUCACCUCCCAGUUGAAUUCCAUACCCAGAACAACUUUCUGAUGAUUGCACUUUUCCCCAAAAGAAAGAUUUAUAAAGCUUUUUACUCACAGGUUUUCUCCUCGUGGCAAAACCAGACAAGCUCAGGAUUAUCUUUAAGGGUUGUCCAGGAAGAAUUCCUGUCUGUGGAACAAAAGAGAAUGCAUUCCAGUGUUCAGAAGCUCUUUAAUGCCUUGUCUUUUCCUUCUGGGGAAAGAUGCAGGGAGCUGAAAUUAUCCGCUGCCCUUCCAGAACUGGAGAGGUUUGUGAGACAUUUCACCAUCAGCAGCGUCAGCAACAAGCCAGUGGUGAGGGCACAUCUCCCUGUUUUGUUGCAACAGUCAGAAACCACUCCUGAGAGCAAAGCAGAGAGUGAGAAGGUGAUCAUCACCAUCCUCACUGGGCUCCCAGGGUGUCGUUCCAGUGAUCUCUGUGCUUUCCUCGUCACCUUUACCAAGGAGUAUGGAAGGUGGAUUGUUUAUAGGCAAACCAUGGAUAGUCCAGAAUGUUUCAGUGCCACCCACUUCCAGAGGUACCUGUCCGGGGUCCUGGAGGCUCAGCAGAACCUCGGGGGCCGUCAGUCCAUGUUCUCCAAAAAGAACAAGAGGCUCCUGGUGGUCCUGCAGGGAUACACUGACGUUAUUGAUGUUGUACAAGCUCUGCAGACUCACCCUGACCCAGAUGUGAAAUCUUCCUUCCUCAUUGGAGCAGUGAACACCUGUGUGGAGCCCCUGAGCUGCUACAUGGAGCACAGGCUUCUUUUUCCCAAGUUCUUGGACCAGUGUUCCCAAGGACUAGUGAGUAAUGUGGUUUUCACAAGUCAUGCUACAGAGCAGAGACAUCCCCUCCUUGUGCAGCUGCAGAGCCUGAUCCGAGCAGCAAAUCCUGCUGUUUCCUUCAUCCUGGCAGAGAAUGGAAUUGUAACAAGGAAUGAGGAUAUUGAAUUAAUUCUCUCAGAAAGCAGUUUUUCAAGUCCUCAGAUGAUGAGAGCUCGAUAUUUAAUGUACCCUGGCUGGUACGAAGGCAAAUACGGGGCCGGGCCCGUGUUCCCCCCCAUGGUGCAGAUCUGUGUGUGGUUCAGCCGCCCCCUGGAGAAGACCCGAUUCGUGACCAAAUGCAAAGCCAUUAAGUCGUUGCUCAAGCCAAGCCCUUUUUCUGGGAACAUUUAUCACAUCAUGGGCAAAGUGAAGUUUUCAGACUCUGACAAAGUGAUUGAGGUCUGUCACAACACCUCGUCCAAUUCCCUGAGCCUGGUGCCUGUCCAGGAGGGGCCAACUCCUCCUGACUCCAGAAAUGAUCCCAGAGACUGCAGCAGUCAACAGGAAUACUUCCUUGUGUUCAUUGGCUGCUCCCUGAAGGAAGAGGAUAUCAAAGAUUGGCUCAGAGAAACUGCAAAACAGAAACCUCAGAGGAAAGCCCUGAAAACCAGAGGAAUGUUGACCCUUCAGGAAAUAAAGAACAUUCACGUGAAACGUCACUUGGAUCCGCUCCCAGCUGGUUAUUUUUACAACGGGACUCAAUUUGUGAAUUUCUUUGGUGACAAAAUGGAUUUUCAUCCCUUAAUGGACCAAUUCAUGAACGAUUACCUGGAAGAAGCCAACAGGGAGAUCGAGAAGUACAACAGGGAGCUGGAGGAGCAGGAGUACCACGACCUCUUUGAGCAGAAGACAUAAAGCACGUGGGUCCUGGGGGUUUCCAAACCACCCAAAAUGCUCUUUGUCCUCGCUGGGUCACUAGAAAUUGAGGGAAUUGUCUGUUUGUUCAGCACUCCUUUCCAAACUAAGAGAUCAUUCCUGUAAGGUUGGCGUUUAACACGGGAUCUGCUUAGCUGUGUGUCCUGUCAGGUUUGCUUCCACUUCACCUUAAUUCCAGACUGUCCAAAGCAUCACCUGGAUUCUCUGGGGGGGGGUUGUGGGGACUUGUUCAAAAGAAGAACGAGAAGAAGAAGAAGAAGAAGAAAAAGAAAAAGAAGCAAAACUUUAUUUAUUUCCUGUAGUUGGGAAUGUAAUCGUGGAAUUGGGCUUUGUGCAGAGAAUCAAACUGCUCUGGGUGUCCCUUGGAAUUUGUGGCACAGGAGCAUCGAUGAGCAGUGCUGGAUAUCAGGAUGUGGGAUUGGGGGUGUUCCCAAAGCCAGAAAUGGGGGAACACUUACUCAGAAAAGUCCCUAAUCCCACAGCUGUGGGGUGUUCCCAAAGCGAGAAAUGGGGGAACACUGGGAAGAACUCUGAAGAGUCCCCAAUCCCACAGCUUUUAGGAUGUUCCCAAAGUGAGAAAUGGGGGAAUGAUUCAAAAACUUAGGAUCUGUAAAUCUGCAGCUGCCAGGAUAUUCCCAAAGUGAGAAAAGAGGGAACAGUUACUCAAAAAAGACCCUAAUCCCACAGCUGUCAGGGUGUUCCCAAAGGGAAAAAUGGGGGAAUAAUUAAAGAAUUUAGAAUAAUAACUAAUCCCACUGCUUUUGAGUGUUCCCAAAGUGAGAAAUGGGGGAACAAUGGGAAGAACUCUGAAGAGUCCCCAAUCCCACUGCUCUUGGAGUGUUCCCAAAGCGAGAAAUGGGGGAACAUUUCAAAAACUCAGAAUUCCUAAACCUGCAGCUGUUGGGGCGUUCCCAAAGUGAGAAAAAGGGGAAUGAUUCAAAAAUUUGGAAUCCCUAAAUCUGCAGGUGUGUCAGGGUGUUCCCAAAGCGAGAAAUGGGGGAACAGUUACUUGAAAAAGUCCCUAAUCCUGCAGGUUUUAGGGUGUUCCCAAAGCAAGAAAUGGGGGAGCGAUUCAGAAACUUGGAAUCCCUAAAUCUGCAGCUGUGGGGAUGUUCCCAAAGUGAGAAAUGGGGGAACAGUGGGAAAAACGUGGAAGAGUCCCCAGUCCCACAGCUGUCAGGGUGUUCCCAAAGCGGGAAAUUGGGGAACACUUCCUUGAAAGGAUCUCCUUGUCCCACAGCUGUGGGGUGUUCCCAAAGCGAGAAAUGGGGGAACAUUGGGAAGAACUCUGAAGAGUCCCCAAUCCCACAGCUAUUGGAAUGUUCCCAAAAUGAGAAAGGGGAGAGCAAUGGGAAAAAUGCAGAAGAGUCCCUGAUCCCACAGCUUUUAGGUUGUUCCCAAAGUGAGAAAUGGGGGAACGGUGGGAAGACACAGAAGAGUCCCCAGUCCCACAGCUGGCAGGAUGUUCCCAAAGCAAGAAGUGGGGGAACAUUUGAAAAUUCAGAAUUCCUAAUCCCACAGGUGUCAGGGUGUUCCCAAAGCAAGAGAUUGGGGAACAGUUGAAACAUUUCUAUAGAAGAGUCCCUAAACCUGCAGCUGUCGGGCUGUUCCCAAAGCGAGAAAUGGGGGAACAAUGGGAAGGACUCUGCAGAGUCCCCAAUCCCACAGCUGUCAGGGGGAGAAAUGGGGCAAUAACUAAAAAGUUUAGAAGAAUAACUAAUCCCACAGCUGUUGGGGUUGUUCCCAAAGCGAGAGAUGGGGGAACAUUUAAAACCUCAGAAUUCCUAAUCCCACAGCUGUCAGGGUGUUCCCAAACUGGGAAAUGAGGGAACAGUUACUCAGAAGAAUCCCUAAUCCCACAGCUUUUAGGUUGUUCCUAAAGCAAGAAAUGAAGGAACAAUUCAAAAACUUAGAAACCCUAAAUCUGCAGCUGUGGGGAUGUUCCCAAAGCAAGAAAUGGGGGAAUGAUUCAAAAACUUAGAAACCCUAAAUCUACAGCUGUCAGUAUGUUCCCAAAGCGAGAAAUGGGGGAACAGUGGGAAAAAGACAUAAGAGUCCCCAAUCCCACAGCUGGUAGGGUGUUCCCAAAGCGAGAGAAAUAGGGGAAUGUUUUAAAAAUUCCUAAGCCUACAGCUGUUGGGGUGUUCCCAAAGCGAGAGAUGGGGGAACAUUUGAAAACUCAGAAUUCCUAAUCCCACAGCUGGUAGGAUGUUCCCAAAGCGAGAAAUGGGGGAACAAUUCAAAAACUUGGAAUCCCUAAACCUACAGCUGUGGGGAUGUUCCCAAAGCGAGAAAUGGGGGAACAGUGGGAAAAACGUGGAAGAGUCCCCAGUCCCACAGCUGUCAGGGUGUUCCCAAAGCGGGAAAUAGGGGAACAAUGGGAAGAACUCGGAAGAGUCCCCAGUCCCACGGCUUUUAGGUUGUUCCCAAAACGAGAAAUGGGGGAACAGUGGGAAAAACCCAGAAGAGUCCCUAAUCCCAGAGCUGUGGGGUGUUCCCAGAGUGAGAAAUGGGGGGAACACUUACUCAGCAGAGUCCCCAGUCCCACAGCUGUGGGAUGUUCCCAAAGCAAGAAAUGAGGGAACAUUGGGAAAAAUAUAGACGAGUCCCCAGUCCCACAGCUGUCAGGAUGUUCCCGAAGCGAGAAAUGGGGGAACAUUUUAAAAAUUCCUAAACCUUCAGCUGUGGGGAUGUUCCCAAAGCGAGAAAUGGGGGAACAGUGGGAAAAACGUGGAAGAGUCCCCAAUCCCACAGCUGUUAGGGUGUUCCCAAAGUGAGAAAUGGGGGAACAUUUUAAAAAUUCCUAAACCUACAGCUGUGGGGAUGUUCCCAAAGCGAGAGACUGGGGAACACUCACUCAGAAAAGCCCCCAGUCCCACAGCUGUGGGGUGUUCCCAAAGCGAGAAGUGAAGGAACACUCCAGCCCUGCCCAGCCCUCGGAGGUCUCACCCUCUGCACAGUUUGAUCUGCACUCGAAAUUCCGACUUUUCUAAAGGAAAGGGUUUUAUACAUUUCGGGGGGGAGGGAAAUCGGUGGAGAAAUCCCAAUUUCUUCCCAGUGCUCUUUUUGGGGUUCCAGGAAAUAUUCCAUGGCCGGGCUGCAUCCGCACCUCGCUGCUGCUUAUUCCAGUCCUUAUAAGCAAGGCGAGGGAAGAGGGAGAUCCUUUAGCUGAAGGAUUCCUUUUCCUGGAAAACACUGAUUUCCAAAGGUAAAAAAUAGGAAAGGAUGGACUUGAAACAGGGAGGAAGUUUUUCGUGGGGCUUCCAGAAGGAUUUGAUGUAAACCAAGUUUUAUAGUUCCUAAAUGCUACGACAGGAAUGUUGGCGGCUUGUCCUAACUUAGCUCAGUUUAAUUUUAAGUCAGGCCUUUGUAAAUCACUGACUGAAGGUUUAUAAAGUACCUCAGCAGCUACUUAAUUGCAGGUAUUAAUUAGUGGAUCUUAUUGGAAUAAGCAGAUGGUGUGGUCAGAAUUUAGGUGGGAAGAGCCCAGGAAGGGUUUUUUAUUUUCAUAGUCCUGCCCCUGAGGGACAGUUCAGUCUUUUAAUACAACUGUAACUUUUAUUUUUUUUGGUCAGAUCUGUGUAAACCAGUGAGAAACAGACUGAAAAAUCUCUUAAAGUGUUUAAAAUACUUACAAAGUGUCUGCACAAUCUCGUUCCGUGGCAGGAAAAUGAGAUUUAACCAUCCAACCUAAGGCUGAUUCCAGUUUAUGCCUCGCUUAAGAGAUGGAUUUUUUUACCUUUGGAAUACGAGAUGGCUGAAAUUGCAAUAACCUGAAACGCCUUUCAGGUGGUUUCAGCCCUUUUAGGUGGUUUCACCCUGGAAUUCCAGGUGCUGCAGGCUGGGAUGGAGACGUUGCUAAGGUUUCAUUCCCAGUUUUCCCUCCCUAGAUUUAAAAAGCCGAAUUUAGGACUUUAUUAUUUUAAGGGUUUUUUUGCACACCACGAGACUUUAUAUAAACUCCUUGUGUCCUGUUAGAGGCCAGUAAAAGCCAGCAAUUAGUUUGUGUUUUAGGCUUCCCGGGAUAUUCCCUGGAUCCCAGGGGUGGAGCAUCCUGAGAAGGCUCGUGAGUUUAUCUAUGCAUGGCUGAACUUUAUAGUCUUAAUAUCCUGUAGUGCCUGUAGAGCAAAGGUAGCAAAGCAGUGGAUUUAGGGGGGGAGGGAGGGGGCUGGCAGGUGUUCACAGCUAAAACAGAUGGAAUGAUUGAUUCCAGAAUUCCUGGAGUUAUCCAAUCCUGGCUGCAAUAAAAAAGGGGGCGUUAGGGAAUCGAAAUCAAAUGAAGAGUUUGUGUCGCCGAUAAAACUCCUCGACCUGCUCCUUUCCAGCCCCGGUUGUCUCAUCUGCAAAGCCAUAUUUCUAGAGUUAGUGGGAUGACUGUGUAAUGUCAGAAGAAAUUCCAGAGGUUGGGACUUUGUGGUGGAGGCUUUGUCUCGACUCCUGAGUAAAAAAAAAAAAGAGUAGAUUUAAGUGCAAUUGUUUGAAAAAUAGAUGAAGAUGCUGUAGCUGCUGGGGUUCUGCUGAACUCUUUUUAAGAACUCCAAUUUGUGCAAGCUCUCAAAUCCAUGCUGAUGGGGCUGAUCCAAGCUGGGAUUCCAAAGCCCUGUGAACAAAAAAAGAAAAAGAAGAAAAGGAAAUAAAUAUUGAAAAUUGGGCGGUUUUACUGUGCAAAUUGAGCUGUUCCUUAAAAACUGGAGCAGGAGAGCUCGGAAUAAAGGCCUAGUAUCCUUCUCUGCUGUGCUGCAUGUUCAUGGUCAUAGCUGUGUAUUUACAAAAAAAAAAAAAGACCUUUCACCAGACUGGGAAAUGGCUCAAUUCAUGUAUUUUUGGUAUUGAAAGAAAUUACCUCAAUUUUUUACUUUUUAUUUUUUUUUUGAACUGUGACUUUUCAACCAGAAUUUCAAACAAACAAAAAAAAAAUACCGAAAUAGUGAAACUGUGACAGUUGGUAUCCUUGAAAAACGUUGUAGUGCCUUGGAGUGACACCAUUUAUUCCCCAAAUAAAUGAGUGUCGGGGGGGGAGGGGGUCAAAUCCCCCCCUAUUUUUUUUUUUAAAGAAAAACAGUUUUGGUGAAAGGACUUAAAUUAUUUAACCUAGUGACAGAUAUAUAGCACAACUGGUUAAACUGUUGAAAAGAAAACUCUUUGAGGACUAAAAAUGUGUCAAUGCCUGAUGCUGCUGAUAUUUGAGAGCGGCUGCUGGUUGUUGGGGAGUUAUUUCUGAACAAUCAGCAGAGCUUUUGUGGUUUUUUUUAUAGAAAAGUGUAACUUUUGUACUCUGGUCAGAGCUGUUUGUACUGUAUCGACCCCCAGCCAAGGGGGAAUCUGAUUCCUCCCUCUCUGGAAGUGGAGGGGAGGAUGGAGCAACUCCCAAGGAUCUAAUUUUUGAAUAUUUUUAGCUACUGUACAACUUAAAAAAACCAAAACAACAACAACAAAAAAAGCACCAUUUGAACCCACCAAUGUUUGGAUACAGCAAAAGUGCCAUUACACUUCCUUUCUCUUUUAAUGUGUCGGGAAAAUUUGUGUCCAGGCAUUUUUUUUGUGAUCCUGGGGGAAAAAAAAAAAUGUGCUGAGAGUCCUCAAGGGGUUUCCACGCUUCGCUGAUCUCCACGUGAGCAGCUUGUGGUGGUGUUUUUUUAUUUCUUUCUCCUCACCAGGAAUGAGUGUGAUCAGAAGUUACUGAAGUUAUAGGGAGAAAAAUAAAUAAAUAAAUAAAUAAAAAUGUGAGAAACUUAGGAGAGGAACCUUUGCAGCUUGAGCUGCUCUGCAAUCCGGGAGUAUUCGAUAUUAAUCCGUGCAAUUUGGUAUUUAAUCCACUUUUUUUUACACUUUGCAUUAACACAACCGGUUGCAGGGGGGAGUUGAGCUGUGUUUUAAGUUCCCUCAUAAGUUGGUUUUUUUUUGUUUUGUUUUGCUUGGUUUUUUUUUUAAUUAUCGUUAUUUUUUAACGGAAAACUUGUCUGAAUUUGCACAGAAAAUUUAAGCUCUGGAAUACUUUGGUAUUUCUGAAAAAGGGAAAAGAAAAAAAAAAAAAGUUGUGGCUAGUAUAGUGAAUUGUGUAAACUGUGAGUUGGUAGAACCACGUGGUCGAUCUUAAUCGUAGAUUGUUCAAGAUGUACCUCAGAAAGCUCUUUGGUUUUUUUCCACAGCACUCAGAUGUAACACUUCUCACUUGACAACGUGCCAAAAUUCACUUUUAUACUAGUUCUCAAUGCUUUAAUAUUUGCAACUUUAAGUUAAAAAACAACAAAAACCCCCCACGUGUUCUUUACCAACACUACUGUAACUUCAGUUCAGCUGAAUGGUGUGAUUGAAGCUUUUUGCCUCUCGUAUUUAUUACACAACUUUGAGUCAGUAAAAGAUAAAAUUUGACCUUUCCAUUUAUUUUUGUAUUGUUUUACAUGUUUAUACCUUGCAGUUUGUGUGACUUUUACACCUGUAACUCAGAUGUGAUGGAAAGAACCAAUAAACAGUAUCCAUCCAC
This is a messenger RNA of Pipra filicauda (Wire-tailed manakin), 10055 nucleotides long. It is a transcript of the gene DNAAF9, whose product is annotated as dynein axonemal assembly factor 9. Bases 23 to 3550 code for a protein of 1175 amino acids. NCBI's taxonomy places the organism in Eukaryota, Metazoa, Chordata, Aves, Passeriformes, Pipridae. The transcript has 37 exons. The record is from RefSeq and is a predicted model, not a curated record.